Messenger RNA from Knipowitschia caucasica, 843 nucleotides. The record is from the annotation of a GenBank genome assembly. NCBI's taxonomy places the organism in Eukaryota, Metazoa, Chordata, Actinopteri, Gobiiformes, Gobiidae.
AUGGACAGAGAGCAGUUCAGCGCAGGUGAACACAUCAAACCAGGAAUCACCAGGGGGCGGAGCUACAGAGCCAGGCCACGCCCCAUGGAGAAGAAACAACCCAUCUCCGACCGUGGACAAGACCCAAGAAGGCUGGAGCUGUGUUUAGUGAAUUCCAACAACGGCAGACGGAUUGGAGAAACUUUAGACGCUGAAUUAAGUGGAUAUUCUGUUCCACUUGAGCAUUCGUUUGAAACAGAUGAUGUCACAAACUUUCGUGUUCGAGGAGCUUUGAUCUUAAAACCUGGACGAGAACAGAGCGUCUCUCUGUCUCAGAACCAGCUCUCAGAGGAAGACCGGAUCAGACUCAAGGAGGUGGCAGCAGUGGAUGGACUCUACAAGAUCAGAGUUCCCAGAGUUUCUCUUCAGUCCGACCGAGCGGAGAGAGCGAUGGAAGGACACCUCACAGCCUUUGUCCGAGCGUGUGCGAUGGUGGAGUCUCACCUCAGCGACGUCCUGACGCUGCACACGGAUGUAUCGGGCGUCCUGAUUGGUGUUUCCAUAGUAACGCUGCCCGGCGCCUGCAGAGGGACCGAGGUGGAGGACGAGGUGGAUCUGGAGACCUUCAACACCACUCUCAGCGUCAUGGCACCCAUCAGCGCCCCCGGGCCCGAAACCGCUCUUUUCCUCGAACGUUUGGAGCAAGAGACGGAGAAGAAAGGGAAGCCCCAGGAGCAGAAAUCCUUCUUUGCUAAAUAUUGGAUGUACAUCGUGCCCCUCGUCCUCUUCCUCAUGAUGUCAGGGGCUCAGGACCAAUCAGGAGGCGGCGGCGGAGGGGGAGCAGCCAAUGGGGGAGGCCGAUGA